CUGGAGAAAAAUUUCCAGGACAUCUCGAGAUUUGCGGUCGACCCUCGAUUGGCAGCAGCAACGCAACACGCAACACGCAACACCCCCCGUAUCGCCCUGUAUCUCGAGUACAUGAACAGGCGCCAUGGCCAGCAAGCAGCCACUCAACACAACAUUCAAAGUCGACAAGACUAUCCAGCCUAUAUUCACAGGCGGGGCUGUGUCAUUAGACAAUGGCGCCAAGAUCCUGGCUACGACCCUCGGUGAAGACGCCGUCUUGACGGACCCCUCCAAUGGACGGCAUAUCGCAAAGAUCGAAGGCGAUGGCGAGCAAAUAUCGACCUUGACAUUGACACCAAAUGGGUCGCAUCUCAUUAUUUGCUCUCGGUCUCUUACUAUGAAGGUCUUCGCAUUAAAGACGAACCAAGAUGGCUCCAUCGAACCCAAGCUCGCCCGGUCCGUGAAGCCUCAUACUACACCGGUCGUCGUUCUCGCCGUCGACCGAACGAGCACCCUUCUUGCGACAGGAGGCGCCGACGGGACAAUCAAAGUAUGGGAUAUCGCGGGAGGCUACGUUACGCAUACCUUUCGCGGACCGAGCGUCCUGGUCUCCGCGCUGCACUUCUUCGAGGUUGCCGCGGCCCGCGCCAACGAAACGGAGACGGAGAAGCCCAGCAGCAAAAAGGGGAACAUGUCACGCCAGCAAGACGUCGAGAACGAAGAGGAGGGAAGCGCCAGCACCACAACCACCACCACCACCACCACCACCACCAGGUUUCGGUUGGCCUCCGGGAGCCAGGACGGCAAGGUACGGGUCUGGGACCUCCACAAGCGCAAGGCCAUUGCGCAUCUCGAUUCCCACGUCUCGGAUGUCCAGGGUCUGGAUUACUGCCCGGAACAGCAGGCCGUCGUCUCCGGCAGCCGAGAUAAGACGAUCAUCUGGUGGGACGCGCGGUCUUGGAAGAUCCGCAAGGUCGUGCCGUGCCUGGAGCUCGUGGAGGCGGUCGGGUUCGCCGACCAGGGACGUCUGACCUACUUGGCGGGAUCCAAGGGCGUCCUCCGCGUCUGGGAUACCGACACCGGCCGGGAGUUGACCAAGGACCGACCUGCCAAGUCGGAACUGGAAGGGAUCACGAGGGCGAUCUACCAUGCAGAGCUUCCGUUCAUUCUUUGCGUACAGGCCGAUUUCACUUUGGCCAUGUACCACCCGCCCACCAAGGCCUCUCUUUCUGCUUCCGCCGAGGCCACGGUACAGGAACCUUUCCGACGUAUCUCCGGGACACACGACGAGAUCAUCGACCUCGCCUAUCUCCUACCGGACCGUUCGCUCAUGGCUCUCGGUACCAACGCGGAAGAAGUCCGGCUCGUGUCCAUGGUGGGAACAGAGUCGAAAGGCGACGACGCAUACGACUGGGCAGCGGGCGAGUCGACGUAUUUCGGCCAGGACAUCGGCCUGCUGAAGGGCCACGAGGACAUCGUCCUCGCCAUGGACGUCGACUGGUCGGGCCACUGGAUCGCCACGGGGGCCAAGGACAACACGGCGCGGCUCUGGCGCGUGGACCCGGCGAACCAGUCGUUCACCUGCUACGCGACAUUCACGGGCCACGCGGAAUCGGUCGGCGCCGUGGGCCUGCCCAAGACGGUACCGCCAGAAUCCUCGGCGCAGUUCAAGGACCCGCUGAGCCACCCGCCCCCGUUCCUCCUGACCGGGUCGCAGGACCAGACGGUCAAGAAGUGGGAGAUUCCGCGGCAGCAGCAGCAGGCGCAGCAGCAGCAGCAGCAGCAGCAGGGGAAGAAGGGCGGCAGCGGCUCGCGGGCUCUGUUCACGCGAAAGGCGCACGACAAGGACAUCAACGCCAUCGACGUGCACCCGUCGGGCCAGCUGUUCGCGACGGCGUCGCAGGACAAGACGGUCAAGAUCUGGUCGGCGGCCGAGGGCGAGGUGCAGGGCAUCCUCAAGGGUCAUCGGCGCGGCGUGUGGUCGGUCAAGUUCGCGCCCGGCGACACCCCCAUUAUCCAGGGCGACGAGGGGCCGGUGGCCGGCAAGGGCGUCGUGCUGACGGGGAGCGGCGACAAGACCAUCAAGCUGUGGAGCCUAUCGAGCUACAGCUGCAUCAGGACGUUCGAGGGCCACUCCAACAGCGUGCUGAAGGUGGCGUGGCUCAACAUUCCCCGGGCGGACGACAAGAGCAGCAGCAACAACAACAACAACAACAACAACAAGAGGCCGAUCCAGUUCGCCAGCGCGGCGGGCGACGGGCUGGUCAAGGUGUGGGACGCGCAGUCGGGCGAGUGCGAGUGCACGCUGGACAACCACAUCGACAGGGUGUGGGCGGUGACGGUGCACCCGGGGGACAACACGAUCGUGUCGGGCAGCGCGGACUCGACGGUCUGCUUCUGGAAGGACACGAGCACGGAGACGCAGGCCGAGGCGACGCAGGCGGCGCGGAAGCUGAUCGAGCAGGAGCAGGAGCUGGAGAACCACGUCCGCGCCGGCUCGUACCGCGAGGCCAUCGUGCUGGCGCUGCAGCUCAACCACCCCGGUAGGCUGCUCCACCUGUUCACGUCGGUGGUGACGACGAGCAAGCCGGAGGCGGGCAGCCUGAGCGGGGUCAGGGCGGUGGACGAGGUGCUGGCCAGCUUGGCGGACGAGCAGAUCUUCCUGCUGCUGCUGCGGCUGCGGGACUGGAACACCAAUGCGAGGACGGCGCCGGUGGCGCAGCGGAUCCUGUGGGCGCUCGUGCGGAGCUACCCGGCGGCGAGGCUGUCGAACCUGUCGGUCAAGGGGGCGCGGGGGCAGAAGAGCCUGGGCGAGGUGCUCAAUGCGCUCAAGGUGUACACGGAGAGGCAUUACAAGCGGAUGGAGGAGCUGGUGGACGAGAGUUAUCUGGUGGAAUAUACCCUGCAGGAGAUGGACGGCCUGGCACCUGCCUUGGACGAUGUGGUGAUGCGAGAUGCGGAGGAUGGCGGUAGGGACGUUAUUAUGGCGUCGUAGUAUAGAGCCUGUAUAGAACGCAAAAGGAAAAGACGACUUACGUGACCUGGCUGCAUUAGUUUUCAGUGGUCAAUUUCUCUUUAAAAGCUUCGUGUAAGGUGGU
Sodiomyces alkalinus F11 is the source of this 3077-nucleotide messenger RNA. RefSeq names its product WD domain-containing protein. The transcript has 3 exons. The coding region runs from base 125 to 2974 and encodes 949 amino acids. Gene Ontology annotation, molecular function: U3 snoRNA binding; protein binding. Gene Ontology annotation, biological process: endonucleolytic cleavage in 5'-ETS of tricistronic rRNA transcript (SSU-rRNA, 5.8S rRNA, LSU-rRNA); endonucleolytic cleavage to generate mature 5'-end of SSU-rRNA from (SSU-rRNA, 5.8S rRNA, LSU-rRNA). Gene Ontology annotation, cellular component: small-subunit processome; 90S preribosome; nucleolus. The record is from RefSeq and is a predicted model, not a curated record. NCBI's taxonomy places the organism in Eukaryota, Fungi, Ascomycota, Sordariomycetes, Glomerellales, Plectosphaerellaceae.